UAAACGGUGGUGUGCAGCACUCAGUGUGUACUGUGCGUUACAAACUAUAGUUAAAUAGCUUUUUAAAUUACAAACGUAGCGUACAUCUGACUAACCCAUACUUUCUUGAUUUUAUUGCAAAUUUUACACUCUCAUGCAUUAUUGUGGAACAUACGCUUUGUUUUAACAGUGUUAUUACAAAUAUUAAAAAUUAUGUCUGUAAUAGGUGUCGUUUAGUUUUGGUUUAACAAGGUACUGUUAUUUCAGUACCCGCGUAGCUAUUGUCGCAGUAAAAACUGUUCGUAGUUGGUUCUUAAAUCAGUGUCUACUAUUAUAGACUUUGACACCGCCUUGCUAGUGUGCGUGAGCUACGCGAAUGUGUUCGUCCGAAUUCCGAUUACGCGAAUGGUUUUGGAACGAUUUCUCUUUAAGUUGUUGUGAAGAAAAAUGGCAGAAGCGCAUUCUGCGGUCGCCUUUUCUUUCGCCAUCACUCACGACGGAUGGGACGUCAACUUCGAUCGCGAGGUGCUGUACCUCGUGUGGGAGUCUGGCAUCCGCUCGUGGAAAAAGAGGCUGGCGCGCUUCAGAAACAGCAUUCACAAUGGCGUGUAUCCGGGACAUCUGCAAUCCUUAUACUUUCUGUGGACUGUCCUCGUGGCGGCUCACUUUGGGGGGGUCAACAUACCCUUCGGAUUAGUACAAAAAGCCCUAUCCGUACUGCCCGGUGCGUCGCCCAUGUGGCAGGUGAUGGCGUGCCUGCUUGCCGCUCUCACGAUGUGGCUGUCCGUCAUAUUCCUGAUGCGGUACUUGCUUAAGCUGCUCCUCAUGUAUAAGGGCUGGAUGUACGAGUCCCGUGCGCCGGGCUCUAAGAUAUCUAUGAGGACGAUGUUAUGGGCGAGCGUGGUGAAGGUGCUCUCCGGCUGGAACAAACCGCGGCUCUACAGCUUCCAGGGCUCACUGCCGCGCCUGCCGCUGCCCGCUGUCAAGGACACUAUGAAACGGUACCUUCUGAGCGUGAGGCCACUGCUGGACGACGCCAACUACCUCCGCGUGGAGGGACUGGCCAAGGAGUUCGAGGAGACUAUCGCCGUCAAGUUGCAGAGAUAUCUCGUCCUAAAGUCAUGGUGGUCCAGCAACUACGUGUCGGACUGGUGGGAGGAGUACGUGUACCUGCGCGGUCGCUCGCCGCUCAUGGUCAACUCCAACUUCUACGGCACGGACACGCUGCUGAGGCCCACAAGCGUGCAAGCGGCGCGUGCCAGCACCAUCAUACACUUCUGUCUCAAGUUCCGUAGGCUAAUCGAGCGCCAAGAGCUCGAGCCGAUUAUGCUGCAAGGCAUGGUUCCGCUGUGCUCGUGGCAGUACGAGCGACUGUUCAACACGACGCGCGUGCCCGGCGUGGAAACGGACAAGCUGGUGCACUACCGCGACUCGGCACACGUAACGGUGCUGCACCGUGGGCGCUAUUACAAGGUGUUGGUCUACGUUCGCGGGCGGCUGUUGAACCCAGCCGAGAUACAAGUGCAGAUCCAGCAGAUUCUGGACGAUGAAACGGAAGCGAGUCCAGGCGAGGUGCGGCUGGCGGCGCUGACGGCGGGCGAGCGCUCGCAUUGGGCGCACGUGCGGCAGACGCUCUUUAACCGCGGACACAACCGCACGUCGCUGCAUUGCAUCGAGCGCGCCGCCUUCCACGUGUGCCUGGACGACCUCGAAUACGGGUUCGACGAGGCGGACCGGGCGAAGCUAGACCGCUACGGCCGGGUGCUGCUGCAUGGCUCCGGACAGGAUCGCUGGUUCGACAAGUCCUUCAACCUCUGUUUCAGCACCAACGGCUCGGUGGGCUUUAAUACAGAGCACACAUGGGCGGACGCGCCGGUCAUGGGACAUUUGUGGGAAUACGUUAUCUGGUCGGAAUUAGAAUACGGCUACGAUGAGGCCGGCAACGCCCGCGGCUCGGUCGAGUCUCCGCCACCGGCACCCGUGCACCUGCGCUGGGAGUUCAGCGCGCCGCUGCUGGCCGCCGUCGACCAGUCGCACGCCGUCGCCACGCAGUUGCUUAACGACGUCGAUCUGCGGAUACUCAUGUACACCGCCUACGGCAAAGGGUUCAUGAAGAGCUGUCGCGUGUCGCCCGACGCCUUCAUCCAGAUGGUACUGCAGUUGGCGUACUUCCGUGACGCGGGUCGCUUUUGCCUCACGUACGAGGCGUCCAUGACACGGCUGUUCCGGGAAGGACGCACUGAGACCGUGCGCUCGUGCACGCUCGAGAGCUCCGCCUGGGUGCGCUCCAUGCUCGACCCGCACGCCACGGUGGAGCAGCGCAUGUUGCUGUUCGUGAAGGCGAGCAAUCGUCACCAGCUGGGCUACCAGGACGCCAUGGCGGGCCGUGGUAUCGAUCGACACCUCUUCUGUCUCUAUGUCGUUUCCAAGUACCUCGAACUCGAAUCACCUUUCCUGCAGGAAGUCUUUAACGAGCCGUGGCGUCUGUCGACCAGCCAAACUCCGCACGGUCAAACGAACCUGCUGGACCUGAAGAAGUACCCGAAGUGUGUCAGCGCAGGCGGCGGCUUCGGCCCCGUCGCGGACGACGGCUACGGCGUCUCCUACAUCAUAGUCGGCGACGACAUGCUCUUCUUCCACGUGUCCAGCAAAAUCAGCUGCCCUAUCACAAGCUCCUCGAACUUCGUGCAACAGAUCGAGCAGUCGCUGCGCGACGUGCACGACCUCUUCGUGGAACACAAAAAGCUCGACAACGGCGUCGGCGAAUGCAAACAGUGAAGUGUGCGCACCGCUUAGACUUUAGGUUUGUAUUGUGCGGUUUCGUUUUGUUGUCAUUAAUAAUGUUGUUGUUUAUACGUCUAUCAUCAUUGUAUAUUUUUAAGUGAAAACAACGCAAGUAUUUUAAAUAAUAAUCGAUCACAAUUUCGUGCAUUCUAUGUUUCUUUUUAAUAAAUAAAUAUUUAAAAGUGAAUAAACAUUUAUAAUGAAUCAAUGCAAUACUGCUUUAAAAUAUUGUAGUAGUAAGGUUUGCUGUACUCGCUUACUCAUCGUAUCGCCGAUACUCGAAUAGACUAAGAGAAGCGUGAAGUCCAGUCGAGGGAUUUGUUAAAGAUUUGUAAUGAUAUUUUAUUUUGGUAUCGCUUGGAGGUGAGGGUAAUAGAUAUUUCUUAAUUUUAAUAUUAUUUAUUGAGUCUUGAUAAUGAUGGCUACCAUGGAGCUAUUUCAUAGCACACGAUUGCUUUUAUAUACGCAUUUUGUAUGUCUAUGUAUCUUACUACAUUUCUUACGGUAUUUCCUUGUCGGUUCAGCAAGUAUUUUUCUACUCACGUAACAAGUACAUCGAAGUCGUGUCCAGUGUCGCAGAUGUGUAGUCCACGGCAAUGGCAGGAGGACGUGAUAAAUAACUUCGUCAUUCACGUGACUUUCGAGUCCACGCUAAACCACUACCGAAGUGAAAAGUACUGAAUGAGCGACCUACUAACGAAUGUUAAUUAUUUUAUACGUAAUUAUAUUUUAUUGUUAAUAGAUAAAUUGACACGAAUAUUAAUCUCUGUAGUAAUCUCGUGGAGCAAUCAUGUAUACCAAUACAAUUUGAAUGUUUAUUCAUGACGGCCCAAUUUUUGUUAACUUUGCAGUUUAAUUUAAAUUUUGCAAUAUGCAAUAAUCAUAACCGAAAUUUUUAUAAUUGAUAUUUAUUCGCUCUUCAGUCUUCCGAGAUCUACAUAGACUGCAAUUGUUUGUCGACUUGAACAAAACAAUUGGCGAAGUAGUUCGGAACUUUGGAAGUCACGUUCAAAUGGGUAUAAUUAAGCGUUGUAUUAUAAAUAAAGAUGUAUUCGUCGAGAAUUGUUUGUAGUGCAUAAUACAUCCGAGCUAGUAGCGAGUCGCGUGAAAUAUGUUCAUCUGUGACGAGUUUUAUCUUCAUUCUUCCUGUCAUUAGACGACUGAUGGGCUACGAUAUGACCAAUGUACCUAAAUUGAGCUUGAAGUAAAAAUAAUAUUUCUGAUAGUACAAAUAAUUAUCUUCCAUAUAUCUAAGUAGGCACGAUGUCACUCGUUCGCGUCCCUCCCCCCACUCCAAGAGCAAGAGACGACCUCGGCGUCGCCCGUAGACUAAUUGUAGAACCUAAACCCAACACUAGCACUGAGCAGCUAGUUCAAAAGUAUUUUCUUAUUGUUAUACACGUGGUUGUACAAUAUUAAUUAUACAUAGCUUCAUAAUAAUAUUAUGUGACAUGUACAAAACUGAUUAUUUCUGUGGCCUUAAAGAUUAUCGUAGAUAUCUAUACAAAUAUUAUAGAAGUAAGACGAGUAUAAAGAAAAUUAUACUAAUUUUAUAAACGUAUUAUCCACAAUCAAUUUAUUCUGAUGUAAUGCAAUUAUUGAUUCGAUUUGUUACUUACACUUUUAUAACAGUUUAUUGUAAAUAAAUUAAUAAUAAAAUAAGUCUACUAUG
Molecule: messenger RNA, 4435 nt
Organism: Nymphalis io (European peacock)
Lineage: Eukaryota; Metazoa; Arthropoda; Insecta; Lepidoptera; Nymphalidae
Gene: whd
Product: carnitine O-palmitoyltransferase 1, liver isoform
Exons: 14
Coding region: 427-2757 (776 amino acids)
Biological process (GO): fatty acid metabolic process; carnitine metabolic process
Cellular component (GO): mitochondrion
Molecular function (GO): carnitine O-palmitoyltransferase activity
Source: RefSeq, a predicted model, not a curated record